This is a messenger RNA of Cynoglossus semilaevis (tongue sole), 3463 nucleotides long. RefSeq names its product golgi associated, gamma adaptin ear containing, ARF binding protein 3b (gene gga3b). Gene Ontology annotation, molecular function: small GTPase binding; phosphatidylinositol binding; ubiquitin binding. The coding region runs from base 97 to 2217 and encodes 706 amino acids. NCBI's taxonomy places the organism in Eukaryota, Metazoa, Chordata, Actinopteri, Pleuronectiformes, Cynoglossidae. The record is from RefSeq and is a predicted model, not a curated record. Gene Ontology annotation, cellular component: trans-Golgi network. Gene Ontology annotation, biological process: Golgi to plasma membrane transport; protein localization to cell surface; intracellular protein transport. The transcript is spliced from 17 exons.
UUUAAUAUAAUGUACGCUGUUGUUAAAAUGAUUCCAAGCAUUCCUUUCAGUCUCUCGCGCAUACGUAGCUGACAUCACGCGAUGUUUUGAAGUGCUAUGGCGUACCAGGAAGGGGAGUCGCUUGAAUCCUGGCUCAAUAAAGCCACCCAUCCAACCAACAGACAGGAGGACUGGGAGUACAUCAUAGGCUUCUGUGAUCAGAUCAACAAAGAACUGGAAGGUCCUCAGAUUGCUGUAACACUGCUCGUCCACAAAAUACAGUCACCCCAAGAAUGGGAGGCUCUCCAGGCGCUGACAGUGCUGGAAGCCUGCAUGAAGAACUGUGGGAGACGGUUUCAUAAUGAAGUUGGAAAAUACAGGUUUUUGAAUGAGCUGAUUAAAGUCGUGUCUCCCAAGUAUAUGGGUGACAGUACACCUGAGAAAGUGAAGAUGAAGAUUGUAGAAAUGUUAUACAGCUGGACUGUUGCUUUUCCCAAUGAAGCCAAAAUCAAUGAAGCGUAUCAAACACUCAAAAGACAAGGUUUAGUGACACAAGAUCCAGAGUUACCGCUGGACAUGACGUUAAUUCCCUCACCUCCAACUCGUCCUAAGCAUCCAGUAUUUGACAACGAGGACAUGGGGAAGCUGCUUGCUGAGCUUCUCAGGAGUAAAAAUCCAGAAGACCUGCAGGAAGCCAACAGACUAAUAAAGAAUAUGGUGAAAGAGGAUGAGGCCCGAGUGCAGAAGUUGACUAAACGUGUGCAUACACUGGAGGAGGUCACCAUCAACGUGAAGCUACUGACGGAGAUGUUGUCUCACUACAACAAAGACAGCUCCACUGACUCUGACAAGGAAAUCAUCAAGGAACUGUAUGAACGGUGUGAUAAGCUAAGACGUGCUGCCUUCAAAAUGGCCACUGAGACAGAGGACAAUGACACCUGUUUAGGUGACAUCCUCCAGGCCAGUGAUGAUCUCUCCAGGGUCAUCAACUCUUAUAAGAACAUUGUGGAGGGACUGCCAAUCAACAGUUACAAUGAAGAACCUCAAUCUACGACUGCUGCAGUUGAGAGCGAGACCACGGACACUUUAAUCGACCUCACUGACCUCGACGCUCCGAGCCCUCCUCAGCCCAUCCUCCCACCCUCUGAUCCCUCGCAUCCUUUCUCCACCAAUGGCACAGGCUCCCCCAUACCUUUCCUUCCUCCUCCUCCCAAACACCUGACCAGCUCUCAUGGCAGUCAGAGCAGCAGCCCGAGUCAUCCUCCACUGGGCCAGGCCUCCACUUCUCUAUCGCUCCUCGAUGACGAGCUGCUCUCCUUGGGACUAAACGAACCCCCUGCGUCUGUGAGCAGCCAAUCAAAGCCAACAUUAAUCGAAGUGUCCAAUCAGUGGGACUCACUGUACGUCCUUCAGAAGGCUGUACCAUCAAACGUCGCCAUGUUUGGCAGUGUUGCUUCAUCGGCUCCGGUGGCGUCUCAGAGCGAACCAUCAUCCAACCUGCAGAGUCUUCAGAACCUGCAGGACUUGGCCAUGUUAGGGUUUUCAUUAGAUCAUAAGAUGUUGUCCAAUCAGAUGACACCCAGAGGAGGCAACUUAGGAGUAACUCCUGCUGUGGCACCUCCUCACAUACCAGGACAGGCCUCCUCUUCUGCAGCUGCUCUUCAGGGUAUGAUGCCUGGUUCUCCUGCCCUGUCCCACCCUACAGUCCAGAGUCUGGGCUCAGCUCCAGGCAGCCCACUUUUCCACUCGCUCUCUCCCUCCCACCCUCCACCACAGGGCAGCCCAGCAAGAGCAGCAGACGUCUCACUGAGCAACGUUCACGUCCCUCUGGAGUCCAUCAGACCGAGUAAAGUCCUGCCAGUGACGGCCUAUGACAAGGAUGGCGUUCGUGUUCUGAUCAACUUCGCCUCUAACUGUCCCCCGGGCAGGCCCGAUGUGCUUGUGAUGGUGGUGUCCAUGUUAAAUACAGCGCCUCUCCCUGUUCACAAUGUGUUACUGCAAGCUGCUGUACCCAAGACGAUGAAGGUGAAGCUGCAGCCCCCAUCAGGAGCAGAACUGGCACCGUUCAAUCCCAUCCUCCCUCCAUCCUCCAUCACCCAGAUCAUGUUGUUGGCAAAUCCAGCAAAGGAAAAAGUGCGUCUGCGCUACAAGCUGGCGUUUACACUCGGAGACCAUUUGUGCAAUGAGAUCGGAGAGGUCGACCAGUUCCCUCCACCAGAGAUGUGGGGUCAUCUAUAGCAGCAUGAAGGUCUUGAAGGACAGAUCGGCGGAAGGUCUUAACUCCAUGAAGGGGUGUGUGUGAAGUCAAGUACAUCCCAGAGAGAAGUAACAGGUCCACAGCUUCACAUUCUCUAAAUAACAUUACCAUUUUCUGGCCAUUGUUUUACACUUGUAAGAUGUUAACAGACCACCAGUUUUGUUCCUGGUUUGUUUUAUGAAGAGCUUGUAGAGUCAAGUUGAUGAGAAAGUAAAAAGCUCAGCGACAUGUCCUUUACCUUCAUGUUUUGAAUUUACGUUGGUGUCAUGAAUAACUAUUGUUCAGCAUAGAUUUAAAUCAAGUUAUUAAGUUGUGAGGAGGCCAGUGUCACAACAUAACUGACACCUGCUGCCAUGAAACCCCAAAGAAGAUGAAAUGACAUGGACAUGAGAAAAAUACAAGUUUCACUAAGUUUGCUUCACUUAAAACACUUUGUUGUUGCUCUGCAGCAGAACAAAUAUUUGAUUUAAAUGAAAAAAAACUACUGAGCCUCUACAUACUGUAAACGGUCUAAACAAAUGAAGUCUGUGCUUUUAUUUACUUCUUACUGAUAACACCAACCAGGCUGCACUUGGUAUACUUGAAACAAUGAUAAUAUAUACUUGAAAUAGUGGAUUUCUAGAAUGCAGUUACACUGGAAUGUAUAAACAAUAGACAUCCACUAACGUAGGACGAUGGAUGGUUGAUGUGACAUUAUUUUCUAAACAUUUAUUUUAGUAAAUUCUCAUCUCAAGUUACCCUGUGUUAUAGAAGUGGACCAUCGAUGUUUAAACAGCAGCACAGUGUUUGAUUUUAUUGACAAAUACUCUUUUGUUUCUGAGUAUAGUGAGUGUAGGCUUUUCUUUAAAGUGACCUUUAUUUCUUGUUAUCUGGGUUAUACUUUAGCAGCUCUUCUGUGUCUGUGAUGUAUUUAAGGACAUUUACCACCUCAGUAUUCGGAGGAUACACGAUUGUUUUCUGUGCAAUUUCAGUGCAUCACUGAAACUGGAAAAUGUGAAGCAAACUAGUUCAAGAGUUGCGUUUAGGAAGGAUUGUUCUGUCAGGCCAAACUAUCAAACCAUCACAUCCCAUAUGGAACGUAAAGGAGUGUUUUUUAGUACAGAAGUGUGUAAUGUGUCUUUGUUGUAUGUGGACAUGUGACGUAGAUUUUGGGAGUGUCAGGUUUGUACAUACUGUAUGGUGCCGUUUCUUCACUGCAUGAUUAAAAAUAAAUUUCUUUCACUGGUA